AUGAGGUGGAUUCUUUCUUUUCUACUACUGGGACUGCUCAGUGCUGUCUCAGCUUUGAGUUCUGCCGGAGGCAAAUUGUUAGUUGUAUUGGAGGAAUUGUCAGAGAAAUCGAAAUACACGAAGUACUUUGGGGAUCUUGAAGCACGGGGAUAUGAAUUAACUUUCGAGUCACCAAAAAAUGAGAAACUAGGACUUUUCGAAUUGGGGGAACGAUCCUUCGACCAUCUACUCGUCUUACCAUCCAAGUCGAAAGGUCUGGGACCAGCAUUGACACCUAAACUUCUCCUCGAGUUCAUCAACAAGGGCGGAAAUAUCUUGUUAACUCUUUCAUCAUCUCACCCUACCCCCACUGCCCUUGUAUCGCUACUCUUGGAGCUCGACAUCCACCUUCCAACAGACCGCACUUCUCUAGUUGUUGACCACUUCAACUAUGAUACUUUGAGUGCCGCAGAGAAACAUGAUGUUGUUCUUCUGCCACGACCAGACGCUGUCAGACCAGAUGUUAAAAACUACUUCCGUGGAGAUGGCAAAGGCGGGGAAGUUAUUGCUUUCCCAAGAGGUGUUGGACAAACUUUGGGGAACACCAGUCCAUUAUUGACACCUCUCCUCCGAGCUUCUAGAACCGCAUACUCGUAUAACGCGAAGGAGGAUAUCGAGGGUGUGGAAGACCCAUUUGCGGUUGGACAACAAUUAUCACUUAUUACCACCAUGCAGGCUAGAAACAAUGCUAGAUUUACAGUGAUUGGAUCAUCGGAGCUCCUCGAGGACACAUGGUUUGAUGCUAAGGUCAAGCGCAGCAUUGGGAUGGGUGGUGUUGGAUCUGAUGCCAAGGAGAUUAAGACUUCAAAUCAAGAAUUCUCGAAAGAAGUCACCGGCUGGACUUUCAAGGAAAUCGGGGUUCUCAAGGUUGGAAGCAUCAAGCACUAUCUUCAUGAGAAUGGAGUGAAGAGCAGUGACACCAACCCAAAGAUCUACAGAAUUAAAAACGAUGUGACAUACGAAAUCGAGCUUUCCGAGUACUCAUGGGACAAGUGGGUUCCAUUUACCCCGCCAUCCGGAGACUCCCUGCAACUCGAAUUUUCUAUGCUUUCGCCUUUCCAUCGUCUUAUACUUGAACCAUCCACUACCACUUCCGAUUCACAAACCUACACGGCGAGCUUCAAGCUCCCAGAUCAACAUGGUAUCUUUAACUUUAUGGUCAACUACAAGCGACCAUUCCUCACCAGCAUCGAACAAAAGAACACCGUCACGGUCAGACAUUUUGCCCACGACGAGUAUACUAGGAGUUGGGCUAUCAGCAAUGCCUGGCCAUGGAUUGCCGGAAUCGGCGCCACAGUUACAGGAUGGGUUGCAUUCGUUGCUCUUUGGUUAUGGAGCAAGCCUGUACCAUUGAAGUUAACGAAGAGUGGAAAGAAAGUUCAGUGA
Molecule: messenger RNA, 1425 nt
Organism: Sclerotinia sclerotiorum 1980 UF-70
Lineage: Eukaryota; Fungi; Ascomycota; Leotiomycetes; Helotiales; Sclerotiniaceae
Exons: 4
Coding region: 1-1425 (474 amino acids)
Cellular component (GO): oligosaccharyltransferase complex; endoplasmic reticulum membrane
Source: RefSeq, a predicted model, not a curated record